Ilyonectria robusta is the source of this 1386-nucleotide messenger RNA. RefSeq names its product kinase-like domain-containing protein. The transcript has 2 exons. Gene Ontology annotation, molecular function: ATP binding; protein serine/threonine kinase activity. NCBI's taxonomy places the organism in Eukaryota, Fungi, Ascomycota, Sordariomycetes, Hypocreales, Nectriaceae. Gene Ontology annotation, cellular component: nucleus. Gene Ontology annotation, biological process: mitotic DNA damage checkpoint signaling; protein phosphorylation. Bases 1 to 1386 code for a protein of 461 amino acids. The record is from RefSeq and is a predicted model, not a curated record.
AUGGCCGAGGAGGAGCGCACCGAGGAAGCCGUGCCGCCGACAGACGAGGCAGAACAACAACAGUACCACCACCAGGCCCCACAGCACCAACAUCAACAGUCUUUUGAAGAGGAGGAAGAGGAGGACAUCCCCGACGAGAGCUCCGAGGACGAGGCGGUCGACCGCACCGUCCAAGCCGACAUGGAAAAGCUGCAAGGCGACUUUCCCGGCUUUCGCAACAAGUACCGCCUGAUAAAGCGAAUUGGCGAAGGCACCUUCUCGACCGUCUACAAGGCUGAAGACAUCAUGUACGACCACUUUGACAACAGCUGGGACAUCGAAGACGACUCGACCAAGUGGACGCCGCCGCCGCUGAAGCGCACCACAAGCCAAUCGUCGCACCGGUCCCCUCGCCGCAAGGCCCGUUACGUCGCCAUCAAGAAGAUUUACGUCACUUCCAGCCCCUCACGCAUCCUCAACGAGAUCGAACUCCUCCACGACUUACGCCAAUGCCCUUCCGUCUGUCCCUUGAUCACCGCCUUCCGCCAUACCGAUCAGGUCGUGGCCAUCCUGCCGUACUUUCGCCACGGGGACUUUCGCGCUUACUUCCGGGACAUGACCAUAUCAGACAUUGCUAUUUACCUACGCUCGCUCUUCACGGCCCUCAAGAGCGUUCACGACCACAAGAUUCUCCAUAGAGACAUCAAACCUACCAACUUCCUGUACGAUCCGGCCACGCAGCGCGGUGUGCUUGUUGACUUUGGCCUCGCUGAGCGGGAGGGCUCGGACUGCAAGCCAUGUCUCUGUCACGAAACGCGGGAUACCCGCAAGCAUCGCCAGGCAAAUUCGGCCUGGGCACAAAAUUCAACCAACCCACAGGUCGGGUAUCCCAAAUCCGACACCCGUUCCUCCCGCCGUGCAAAUCGCGCCGGCACCAGGGGUUUCCGUGCCCCUGAGGUCCUUUUCAAGUGCACUGAACAGACGACCUCGAUUGACAUUUGGUCUGCGGGGGUUAUUCUGCUGACGAUAAUGUCGAAGCGUUUUCCCUUUUUCAACUCGGCCGACGAUGUUGAAGCUAUGAUAGAGAUUGCUACUAUCUUUGGCACCAAACGCAUGAAGGCUGCUGGGUUGCUGCAUGGCUGUGCCUUUGAGACUAGCAUCCCCACAGUGGGACAACAAGGGUUUAGCAUGGAGAAGAUUAUUCUUUGGAGCACAUGCCGAACCGACGAUAAGCCCUUGACACCUGACGAGAAAUUGGCGGUCAGGUUCCUCGAACGCUGCAUGGAGUUGGAUCCAAGCAGGAGAAUCACUGCCGAGCAAGCGCUGGAGCACGAGUUUCUAAGAGUCGAUAACCCCGCCAGUCAAGAGCUGGGGGAUGAGGAUGAGAUGGACAUGUUGCAUGCCUAG